CUAGCAGCCAGCGAAUCUGCGGCCGUAGCCCGUUCUCUCUCCGCACUCGCUCACUCGCGCAGCAGUCCUUCUCUAAAAUUAAGUCUCGUCGGGUUCGCCGUAGCUACCGUCGAUGAGAGGCAACGUCGGCCGACUCGCGACAAGCCCCUCAAACGCCAGCCACAGCCGAAUCGGCCUGUCAAUCCUUACAUUCGCCGUUUUGAAUGAACGAAGACGCGUCCCUCAGGAGCCGCCGCGCCGCAAGGUCACAAAAGGAGAUAUCCAUUAGCUGCAGUCUGCUUGAUCUUUCUCUUAGGCAGAAGCUUCCGCGAAGAAUCACGCGCUGAACUGGAGAGCGAGAAAGUUUUUGGAUAAUGCCUGCCGACUACGAAAUGAUGAUCGCCUCUAGUCCGCCAGUAUUUAGCCAUAGCCCACCAGUCUCGAGCUGCCUCGCCACAAACUACAACUACCUCUACAACGGCCUGGCCUACACCAAUGACAACAGGUCGCCGCUGAGGCGGCGCGAGGCGCACCACCAGUUGAACCCCAAGCUCAGGGUCGGAGCAAUGGCCGCCGUGGCCGCCACCGCCGAGCCCAUGCUGGCCAAGAGUGCCGUUCUGAAGGCGCUGGCGCCUCGUCUCCGGCCCUGCCUCGUGGUAAAACCCGAGGAGGACGCGGCCGACGCCUCUAAACUGAAGAAGAGGGUCGUCUUCGCCGACGACAAAGGACUAUCCCUGACACACAUUCGAAUCAUGAGCGAGCCGUCGCACUGCCCACCGCUGUGGACGGUCGACUUUAUCGCGCAGGUGACCAAGGGUGCGAGCGCCGUGGUGGCGCCCGACCCGUGGGAAGUGACUUUCCCGCAGCCAGCCUCAGACUACCUCAAGUUCCGGCAGUGCCUGGACCUGAACAACGUCUCCCUGGAGAACGUGAUCGUGAAGGAGGCGGAGGAGCUGAUCGUUGGUACGGUCAAGGUCAAGAACAUCUCGUUUCACAAGCAGGUGUUUGUGCGGGUCACCUUCGACGACUGGAAAACGCACGAGGACGCGCACUGCACGUUCGUGCAGAACAGCCCUACGUCAAUGAGCCCGUCGGCAGGCACGGCGCCCGGCUGCAUCGUCCUCUACGACACGUUCUCGUUCCAGCUGCGCCUGCAGCCGCGGGCCACGCGCGUUGAAUUCUGCGUGUGCUUCGCCAGCGACGGCAAAGAGCACUGGGACAACAACACUAACAAGAACUACGUGCUGCUCAAGUCAAUCUCGCCGGUCGACAGAACGGGCAACAACAACAACAAUGGCAUCCGCGUCAUGACAGCGUCGGCCGGUCAGCAGCGCUACAACGACGCCCUACACGCCAAAUUGGACUCGUGGUCCGAGUUCGCCAGCUGGAACCACUUGGUAAACGACUCGCCCUACUGGUGACUUACCAAAUCCCGCCCGCCCGGCUGCUACUUCAGUUUCGGCUUUGUUGCUACACAAGCCAGUCAAACUGCCAUGAAAUCACGUGAACUCUGUGCGUGAAGUGCGCAGUCGAGAACCAACAACCUACGACAUCGACCAAAACCAACUAAGCACCGACAUCACUGUCGUCGUUUGGUACUUUUUCUCUCUUCGUAGCGGUAUUGGAGGCAGCUCUGCUCUCAUAAUGUUCAACUGAUGUGAUCGAUUCGUGCCUUUUCAGUUUAAGUAGAUUAUUUACGGCGAUCGUCUAGAGUGAGAUCACACACCAACUUUUGGUUUAUUAAUGAAAUAAAAUGAUGUUGUGCAUAAUAUGUAAAUAUUAAAGAUGCUUAGUCGAGUGAAUCAAACGCCUACAAAGUUCUGCGGCGAACCAUUUCGUCUUCACAAAUUUUUAUUUUCUACGGUACCACGCAAAAGUGACGAUAAUUAACGCAAUGUACAGAAUAAUUAUAGCCGAUCACUGCGAAGAAUUUAGCUAAACAAUAAUACGCAUUAUAUACAGGGUUGAGAGCAACUUUUCUUAGUUACAUAAUCGUGUACGUCACCACUUUUGCAGUGCCAAAGUGUUGAACCUUCUUUCUUGGUUGGUAUCAUGGAGAGUGUGCCAAACAAACUGUGUAUAUUUUAACGAACUAUUUUAAAAAACAAGUUGUUGUCGAGCGAUUCGAUUAUGUUCCCCUGCCGUGAGAGCAAGUCCUCACGGUUCUUUCUUUAAGACGUAAGUACGUUCACAUGAAGGAGCGAGGGAGUGGACGAAUAUCUAUCGAUUAAAAUAGAUGCUGGCUUUUGCUGUCUGGUUAUUCUCUGUGAGAAACGUAUUCAGACUGAUGUGUGACGUGUGUGUAAAUACAUAAUUUUGCUCGGCGCCGUCUAUAUUGUAUAUUACAUUGAAUCAAAGUGAAUUUUGUGCCUUAUUAUCAUCGCGCGCACCCGGGUCCUUUUGUGCAGGCAGCACACGCGCGCGUGUACAACUUUUUUGUGUGCACCAAUCUCAAAAUAGUCAAGAACGGCCACCUUUGUAUCAUAUAUAAUGUAUAAAAAUGCAUCUCGUGCGUGUAGUGAAACUGCGAGCGUUCGUCCAGAGCAGGCGGCGGUGUUGCAAAAUCCAUGCGUAUGGAAUUCGCAGCUUCAGGACUUUGCUCCCUGCGUGUGCAACUCGAGAGCCCAAGUGCGCGCGGUUUAAAAAUAGAGUUCUCACCGCAGCCGUAAUGUCAGAGAACCCAGAUAGAGUGGAACACACACACUCACAUUUCUUUAAUUCUUGUAUUAUUUAUCCGGUGGAGUUUCAGCGAUACUUUAAAAUCAGUGUGUGAAAAACGUAUCGGGGGAUUUGUUUACCGUGAUCGUGACGGAAACCGAACAAUUGUGUUGCAUUCUUAUUUUGAUGCAAUAUGUUAUGUGGCGAAAUCGAAAUACACGUUAUCUUUUGUUGAUAUUGAUUAAGACUGAUGCGAAUAUGAUCAUGGUUAUAUAAAGGCAUGAGAUAAUUUUAAAUCGAUUUUAUAUGAUGCGCUAUUUUAAUACAAAAAAUGUUGUUGUCAAUACUUGAACAUAAAAUAAAAUGCUUGACAAAAAAUGAAAA
Molecule: messenger RNA, 3021 nt
Organism: Cloeon dipterum
Lineage: Eukaryota; Metazoa; Arthropoda; Insecta; Ephemeroptera; Baetidae
Gene: Gbs-70E
Product: Glycogen binding subunit 70E
Exons: 4
Coding region: 354-1400 (348 amino acids)
Biological process (GO): regulation of glycogen biosynthetic process
Cellular component (GO): protein phosphatase type 1 complex
Molecular function (GO): glycogen binding; protein phosphatase 1 binding
Source: RefSeq, a predicted model, not a curated record